Molecule: messenger RNA, 1650 nt
Organism: Hibiscus syriacus
Lineage: Eukaryota; Viridiplantae; Streptophyta; Magnoliopsida; Malvales; Malvaceae
Product: heterogeneous nuclear ribonucleoprotein 1-like
Exons: 4
Coding region: 227-1516 (429 amino acids)
Molecular function (GO): RNA binding
Source: RefSeq, a predicted model, not a curated record
CGAUUGACCUCUCGUAUUCUUAUUCUAAUUGUGCAUCCCCUUGGAUCUUAGAUAUCCGCAAGAUUUGGUACUUGGGUUUCAUUUGAUUGGUGAAGUUAAAUUCUGGAUUGGUCGGUUGAUUGAUCGUGGAAGGAUCUGUUUAUUUCUACAUUUUGAACCAGAGAGAAAAUUUUCAUUCUGUAUUCAAAUUACGCUUUCGUUGUUAAUGUUAAAAUAAAAGAAAAGGAUGUCUGGGAAUGGUAAGCUAUUUAUUGGUGGUAUAUCUUGGGACACCAAUGAAGAGCGUCUCAAGGAGUAUUUCAGUAGUUUCGGCGAAGUGGUAGAGGCAGUGAUCAUGAAGGAUCGGACCACAGGACAUGCACGUGGUUUUGGUUUCAUUGUUUUCUCUGACCCAGCUGUUGCCGAGAGAGUCAUCUUGGAGAAACACAAUAUAGAUGGCAGGAUGGUGGAGGCAAAAAAGGCAGUUCCUAGGGAUGAUCAGAACAUUAUCAGUAGAAGCACUAGUAGCAUCCACGGUUCACCUGGUCCAGGACGCACAAGAAAGAUUUUUGUAGGUGGUUUAGCAUCUACAGUCACAGAGAGCGACUUUAAGAAGUACUUUGAUCAGUUUGGGAAUAUCACAGAUGUUGUAGUGAUGUAUGAUCACAACACCCAAAGGCCUAGAGGUUUCGGAUUUAUCACUUAUGAUUCAGAAGAGGCAGUGGUCAAGGUCUUGCUAAAAAAUUUCCAUGAACUGAAUGGUAAAAUGGUUGAGGUUAAACGAGCUGUUCCCAAAGAGUUAUCUCCUAGCCCACAUCAUAGCCCUCUUGGUGGAUAUAACAAUGGUUUGAAUAGGGUUAACAACUUCCUUAAUGGCUACACUCAGGGAUAUACUCCAAGCAAUGUUGGUGGCUAUGGACUUAGGAUGGAUGGUAGAUUUAGUCCAGUGGAAGGCGGUCGAAGUGGGUUGCCUCCCUUUGGUUCUGGUUAUGGAAUGGGCAUGAACUUUGAGCCAGGCUUGAACCCAAGUUUUGCAAAUAGUGCAAAUUUUAGUGGUAAUAUGAACUAUGGACGGGGAUUUAGCCCUUAUUAUGUCGGUAAUGCAAAUAGGUUUGGUAGUCCUAUUGGGUUUGAUGGGACUACUGGAGGUAAUACUUCCUUUUUCAGCUCAGUGACCCGAAAUCUUUGGGGAAAUGGGGGGCUCAAUUAUAACACAAAUGCUCCUAGUUCUGGUGCAUAUAUGGGAUCUGGAAGUGGUGGUAUGGGAGGAAAUUCCUUCGGAAUUAGUGGAAUUAAUUGGGGUUCUUCUGCAAUUUCCAAUCAGGUUGGAGGGAAUAAUGUUUCUAGCAAUAGUGUGAAUUUUGCCUAUGGAAGUGGUGAUAACAGCUUUGGGUUGGGGACAGCAGGGUAUGGGAGAAACAGUAUGACCAAUGUGGCUCCAACAUCAUCAUAUCCAGCGUCAAAUGGUGGUUAUGAUGGAGCCUUUGCAGAUUUUUAUGGUGGUGCUUCAGUUUAUGGGGAUACCACUGGGCGAUAAUCAACAUCUGAGCAAGAUGGUUCUGGUUCCUUUGGUUAUGUACUUGGUAGUGCCACUUCUGAUGUUUCGGGUAAAAGUUCUCCUGGUUAUGUUGGUGGUUACACGUUAAUAAGAGACAAUCAAAUAGAGGUAAG